This is a messenger RNA of Paramecium octaurelia, 1554 nucleotides long. NCBI's taxonomy places the organism in Eukaryota, Ciliophora, Oligohymenophorea, Peniculida, Parameciidae. The record is from the annotation of a GenBank genome assembly.
AUGAGCAUUCAUUCAAUUUAAGAAAAAUAAAGUAAGUAGGCAAUAUAUAUUACCUACAAAUUAGAUAAGGUAGACUGCUUGGUGAAGUUCGAAUUAAGGUCUAAGCAAGUCAAUUUUCUUAAUUUUUCAUAAUCCUAUUUAAGAUUGGAAGCUCCUUUUAAAUACUUUGGAAUUGAAUAUUAGGAGAGUGGUUACAUAACAACUACAAUUUUUGUUUAGAUAUUGAAUCAGGCUCAGAAGAACCCAAUAUAAGGAGCAUCUGAUGAUGUGAUUAAUUAACUAAUUGAUGAUUUUGAGUCUAUUGAAGAGGAUCUGGAUUUACGGUUAGUGCAUCUAUCUAAACUUUCAAACAACCCUGAAUUUUCUGAUGAGAAGGUCAUCAAAGAAAAUGAUAGAUUAUUAAUGAAAAAGAUUAGAGACAUUGAUUAAUCAGUUUCUGACAAUUAUAAAUAUAGAAAUGAAAAUUGGUAAUUACUUUAUGUGGUUGAAACGACAGCAAAAAUAAUUUGGAAUGGAGAGGAGAAGAAACUAAUAAAAUUAGGGAAAACUAAUAAGUCUAUUGAAUAAUAUGUUAAAAAAUUAAAACAAUAAUAUUAAGGGAAAAUAGAAUUUAGACCUUUAUUUGCUUAAAGAUUAUAUACACCAGCAAAUCAUUUAGUUGAUAAAAAGUUUUUCCAUGUUAAGUUGUUGAAUUCUAUUCCUGAAUCAAAAGUAUAUCUGAAAGCAGAUGAAAGUUAAAAUUCAUAAAUUCAUUAUGAGUUUUACUUUUUAACAGAUGAAUUUGUUGAAAAUUUUGAGAAGUGUUUAAGAAAGUUUAUUGAUAAAAAUAAAGAAUAAUAUCAAAUCCAUAAAGUAAUUAAUACUGAUAAUAAGAAAAUUGAUGUAAGUAAUAAUUAAGAUAUAUCUUAAAAUGAACUUUAAGAUUUACCAACCUCAGCUUAAGAGUCCUUUAUCAAAUAAGAAUAAGUAUAAAAUUAAGAAUAAGAAUAAGAAGCAGAGAAAAUAAAUUAGAAAGAGAUUGCUUAAGAUACAAGUUAAGAAUAAAUAUCAAAAGAAAAAUAGUAAAAAGAAUCAUUAGAAUAAUAAUAAUAAUAAUCACUAGAAUAAUAAUAAUAAUCACUAGAAUAAUCAAAAGAAGAAUAAGAAUCACUAGAAUAAUAAUAAGAAUAAUAAAAAGAAGAUUAAGAAUCAUCUAAAUAAUUUAUAGAAUAAUAAUAUUAGGAAUAUUAAGAAUAAUCAUCAAUAUAGUAACAAUAAGAAUAAUUAAAUAUAAUCUUAUAACAAAUUAAUUAAAGAGAGUAAUUGAAUGAAUAAACUAUAAGUGAGUAGUUUGAGAUGAGCAAAACGCUAGAUGAUACUUCUUUUGAAUUUUUUGAUCAUGAUCCAAAAACGAAUCCUAGCAUUUUGGGUGUCCCAAUAAAUUACUAGUUGUCUGAGGAGAGUUAAGAAAUAGUUUAUCAGGCGUCAAAAGUGAUAAAUUUGUAAAAUAAUUACUUGAAGGCUUUGCUAUACACGGCAGCAGCAAAACGAGAAUUGAAAUAAAAUGAUAAGUGA